Camelus dromedarius (Arabian camel) is the source of this 2299-nucleotide messenger RNA. It is a transcript of the gene SCN3B, whose product is annotated as sodium voltage-gated channel beta subunit 3. Lineage: Eukaryota; Metazoa; Chordata; Mammalia; Artiodactyla; Camelidae. Gene Ontology annotation, molecular function: sodium channel inhibitor activity; transmembrane transporter binding. The transcript has 5 exons. Gene Ontology annotation, biological process: regulation of sodium ion transmembrane transporter activity; ventricular cardiac muscle cell action potential; regulation of heart rate by cardiac conduction. The coding region runs from base 828 to 1475 and encodes 215 amino acids. Gene Ontology annotation, cellular component: voltage-gated sodium channel complex. The record is from RefSeq and is a predicted model, not a curated record.
GUCCAGGCUGACUGAGCACACACUGUCAGGGGGGCCUGGAGAAGCGUAGCUGGUCACCCUCCACGCAGGGUCGGGCCCUGGCACGAUCCGGGGGCAAGCUCCGGGGAAGGGGCCUACCCACCCAAUCCCUGACGCCCCACCUCUGAGAUCGCGGGCCAAACAGGAGCUUACGCCUCCUUCCCCGCCUCUCCGGACCUCCCCGGGGAGCCGAGGGCGGGUGUGGACGGGACCGAGGUGGAACGAAUUUUGUAGCUCAGACGGCGGUCCCGGUGGCUUCGGGCGUGGGGGCACGCCCAGCUGGAGAAGCCGGUCAGGGCGGCUGAAGCCGGAGCUCCCGGGUCUCGGUGGAUGCCGGUCGGAGCGUAGCUAUUCGUAGGGAGGUGACUGGUGGAUCAACAUGGACCCCUUCGACAGCCCAGCCGCCUAGAACCUGCGUGCUGCUCGCUUCGGAGCUGAGCUUUCCCGGAGGCGCAAACAAGGGAAGCAGCCGAGCAACUGGAAUUGGAAGUUCCGGGGUGGGCGGGGAAGGCACUGUCCGUGGUGCUGAGCCGGAUCCCAGCAACGGGCUCCGGGGAGAGCGCGCCAAGCUGCCGAUCCGCUCCCUCGAAUUGGGGCGGUCGGCUAGGGCGGCUUGGAGCUGAAACCCUCGCCGGGCUCAAGAAGCCCGCAGAGCCUCCCCAGUCGCUGGCGCUUGGCCCUUGUUUCAGGCAGAAAGUCGCCCCCUUGGGACAGUCCGUCCCAAAGGGUUUCCUCGAAAGUAUCUGAGAAGGAGCAUUUGCUGACCAAGGGAAUCUCUGUUUAGCUCCGGAAGCCACCCGCCGAAAAAGAUGCCUGCCUUCAACAGAUUGUUUCCCCUGGCUUCCCUCGUGCUCAUCUUGUGCGUCAGCGUCUGCUUCCCCGUGUGUGUGGAAGUGCCCUCGGAGACCGAGGCCGUUCAGGGCAACCCCAUGAAGCUGCGCUGCAUCUCCUGCAUGAAGAGGGAGGAGGUGGAGGCCACCACGGUGGUGGAAUGGUUCUACAGGCCCGAGGGCGGUAAAGAUUUCCUUAUCUACGAGUAUCGGAACGGCCACCAGGAGGUGGAGAGCCCCUUCCAGGGUCGCCUGCAGUGGAAUGGGAGCAAAGACUUGCAGGACGUGUCCAUCACUGUGCUCAACGUCACCCUGAACGACUCCGGCCUCUACACCUGCAACGUGUCCAGGGAGUUUGAGUUCGAGGCACAUCGUCCCUUUGUGAAGACCACGCGGCUGAUCCCCCUCCGAGUCACCGAGGAGGCUGGUGAAGACUUCACCUCUGUGGUCUCCGAGAUCAUGAUGUACAUCCUGCUGGUCUUCCUCACUCUGUGGCUGCUCAUUGAGAUGAUAUACUGCUACAGGAAGGUCUCAAAGGCUGAAGAGGCAGCCCAAGAAAAUGCGUCUGACUACCUUGCCAUCCCAUCGGAGAACAAAGAGAACUCUGCGGUACCAGUGGAGGAAUAGAAGAGAAGGGGGCACUAGAGGUGAUGUACAGGGAAGGGAGGGCAGGCAGAUAAGGAUGGCAGGAUGUUCAGGAGACCUCAUCACCCACAAACCGGUGACUUUAAAUUUGGUCCCUUAGAUUAGAUUUCUACCCUACCCCAAGUCCUCACCCUCAGGGGACUUAACUUUAAGUUGAUGCCCAAGUCAUAAAGCUCUGUAUGAGAUAAAGCCCUUCAGAAGGUGAGUGGUUUUGGCCUGAGUGUUGGGGCAACUUGAACUCUUCAUCCAUAGUGACAAAAAGUAACCCCCCCACUCCCUCCUUUGUAGGGAUCAUGGAUUAGGUCAAAGAGUCUUUGCCUGGGCUGGACUGGACUGGAAAUUCGCAGUGAGCUGUUUUCUUAUUGGUAGGUGGCCUGAACCCUGCAGGACUGGCUGUUCCAGGUUCAGUGAUGUCAGCUGCAUCAGGAGGGCGCCCCAGGAGCCACAUGGCUCCCCUUCAUGCAUCCAUCUCUCAGUUCAUUCAUCAUGCAUCCACUCACCUCUGAACUUUCACCUCUGACUUGCUAACUCCGUCAGACCUCUACACACCGUAAGAUUCUGCCGAAACUGAGGAACCAACAUGUCUACAUGGACUCAACCUAGCUUUCAAGCAAGCAGAUCCCUGCCAACCGGACUCCUCCCUUGUGUUCCACCUGACUUAGAACAAGGGCUGGACGCAGCACACCCACCUGCCCCUUGCUGGCUGGAGCUGGCUCAUUCCCCGUUCCUGCACGCGAAUGGUUGUCUUAAUGGAAGGAAGCAGGAGAGAUUCGCUUGGGUUAAAGCAAAAAAGUGUCAUGAAACGA